Molecule: messenger RNA, 3107 nt
Organism: Dendronephthya gigantea
Lineage: Eukaryota; Metazoa; Cnidaria; Anthozoa; Malacalcyonacea; Nephtheidae
Exons: 8
Coding region: 153-1886 (577 amino acids)
Source: RefSeq, a predicted model, not a curated record
UGUUUGAUCUUCCGUGCUGGGCACAGAACGAACAUUGGCAAACUUUCAAACCAAACUCGCCCCUCAGACACGUUUCUCCUUCACCGUACAACCGAAUUUGACGCACUUAGACCGGUCUUCCUACGGGAGCGACGCAUCUAAGCAAAGAGAAUAUGUUUUUGAAACUUCUGAUCGUAGCAAUCCUGCUCAUUGGUUUAGCACACGGACAUCCACACAGUCUACGUAGAAAGAGUUCGCACAUCAAUUGCACUAAGAAUAUCCCAGUGGAAGGACGCCGUUUGUAUGCUAAUCUUUCUUUAAUUUUGGCAUCGGGUAAGCGUGAAGCAUGGUGUUUCACAUCGGCCACUAGAAGUGUCCGAGUCGUUCCGACUGACACCCACGCUGCCUCCGGAUUAUCGGGAGCAUCGUUCUGUGACACUCGAGACUUUGACGUUUUUGACGGAUGUAAUGCGACAAAUAAGGGUGAGAAAAUCAAAAAAGCUAAAUGCUCAAUCUAUGGAUGGCAUUCGAAGACGAAAUGCCUUAAGAUUGUGUCGAAAAGAGGCAAACACCAUUGGAAGAAACAGCAUCACUGGAGAUAUGAUCGCCUUUGGUACCUCGCCGUUGAUAUAAAUGAUCAUAAAUCAUUACACAGAAUAAGUUUUAUCCGAGAUGGCCCGGCCCGCCCAACAGGUAUAGUGCAAAAGAAAACGUUUCGUAAAAGGGGUGAAAGUGGUAGUAUACAAUCACCGAACUAUCCUGGCAGCUACCCGAAUAACCGCGAAUAUACAUACAAUAUAGAACUCCGAGAAAAUCAAAGAGUUGAACUGAUUUUCAGACGGAUAGAUCUUCAGAAAAACGGAAAGACGAGCUCUUGUGAGGAUAAUAUCGAGAUCUACGACGGAUUCACGUCUUGGUCAUCGCGACUUUAUAAAAUCUGUGGUGAUGGUAAUGGAUUUAUAAACAAAGCGAUCAUCGCAAAAAAUAAUAAACUUAAAGUAAAGUUCGUCAGCGACGGAGUGAAUGGAAAUAACAAAGGAUUCAAUGCGUCCUAUAGCGUCUAUCAGACACCUAUUGUGACGAACAUGACCCAGAAAGUGACAGGAGUGGUUAUUGGGACAGCCUGUGGCUUAGUCUUUCUUGCUUUGACCUUCCUGGCGAUCUGUCAUUCCAGAAGGCUGACAUUGCUAUACUUUUUCAGAAGACAUAACGAUAUACAAUCAUUAUACGCACCCGAUGUCGUACAAGAAGACGGGCCACCCUCCUACGGUGAUGUGAUGGCCUCGCCUGAAAAGUACCCCCUUACUGGAAUCUCAAAACGCAAGAAAGACUACUACGUCGAAAUACCGGAGAACGAAGACCUCCCUCCUUACCCCGGGCUUAUCACCCGCGCAGGGCCUGGAGAAGACGUCCAAAGUUCUGCCGACGAAAGGGAGAUGUCCAGAGAUGUUGAAACCGUCGAGCUCUUGCGCAACGUCCAGGCAAAUGUCGUCAGCGGUAGUCGUGAACCUCGCGACAGCGAAAGCGACGUCACGAGAGAAAGUGACGUCGCGAGCGAUGGUUACAUCACUAGAAGUUACUUGAGAAAGGGGAGUCACCCCAAGGAUGAAGAGAGAGAGAAAACGCAUGUCAUAAACGGAAGUGACGUCGGUGAACGUGACGUCAGAGAAAGUUACGUUGGCGGAAGUGACGUCGGUGGGAGUGACAUCAGUCGAAGUGACGUCAGUGACAGUGAAAUGGAAAAAGGAGCCGUCAAUCGAAGAGAUGAGGGUAAAAAUAGUCUCUCGGGAAGCGAGUUGAGCAUGACCAACAAAUACGAUGUUCAGUUACGGGGGAUGAAAAGCGAGGACGGACGAGAAACGUUCAUUCAUCAGACAUCUACAAACGAAAUAACAACUGAUGUUUAGAGGAAAUAUUGUAUAUAAAUAACUGCACACUUGGACUUCGCACAUCUGCACAUAAUUCAUUGGCAUAGCGAAAUUAUUAUAGUACGAGGUCAGACGAAAGAUCCCAUCAAAUGUGGUUUAGGAACUGCCUCAGUUAAAAAAAAACUUCGAGUGCGUCAUAGACAGAGUCUUCGUCGGGAGAGUUAUGAGGACAUUUAGAUCGAAACCUCGAGAGGUUUUCUUGCAAACUUGAGGCAGUUCUUGCUAUUUUUUCCCAAGUGCAGUCUUUAACUGAUCGCAAUGUUUGGCUUAGCUGUAGCGCUGUUAUUCUGUGGCGUGAACAACGUAAUAACUUCAAACAUUGAUUUGAAGAAAAACCACUGAUAUUUACCAAGGCUGGAUAUAGAAUCCUACUGUAUUCCAAUGAGUCCAUCUCGAAGCCAAAAUAUUUUCUACUAAGAAGGAUUUAUUUACGUCUCAAAUUCUGCCGGACUAAAGUCAAACCUCUUAGUCUUCGUUCUUAAAUUAGGUAUAUAUAUAUAGGCUGUAAGGCGAAUAUAUUCUCCUAUAAGACACCAUAUUUGGUAAAGUACAGUUAAAAAAAUUAGUUUUCGAAUGUUUAAAAUUGCUGGGUAGCUUGAAUUGAUGAAUUACUAUCUUUAAAACAUUUUUUAUCCGCGACAACUAAAAAGGUAAAAAAAACUUUGUAUAGACAUACCCAUGCACAACAACAUCAAAUUAGAUUCACUAAGUAGGCCUCUAUUCAACAUGGCCCCUUCGACUUAUAUUCAUAAUUUCAUAGCAGAUGCGUGCUUCAGUCUAGUCUUAGUCUAUAUCAGUGACAAAAACCUAUUCGUGACGUGUUAUGGAAAGGCUUGCGUGGGAUUUAGUCAAGAUGGCGACGAUGCUGUUGCUUGUGCAUUUGCUAAAAGUCCUUGGCUCCUUGCAUGGUGUAAAAGAUCUUUAUUGUAUGCCAAUAGUUUGAAGUUGAAAUUAUUGUGAGCAAAUAAUUUUAAAUCUAGCAGAAAAUGUAGCAAACAUAAAUACAAAAUUCAGACAAUUUUUCUAUAUGAUGCACAAUAUUCUGACAUUUUCAGUGGUGUUCAGAACUGCGAAAUGGAAUUGUUAACAUGUAUUUCUUAGCUUUAUGGUCAGACAGAGAUAGCCCAUCAGCUAUAAUGUAAAUAGUUUAUCCUGUAAAUUCGAAACUCUGUAGAUUUUAAAAAAUAAACUUGCGGGAGA